AUGGAUUAUUUUCUAAACACUCUCUGCAGUACCGAUAAGGUGGAAAGCAGAGGGGAUUAUGAACUCAUGCCAGGCCCCAUUGCUGAAGCGGACUAUUUACCACUCCGCCUCAACCACGAGGAACGUAAAAUACAGCGAUUGAUGCGUGGUAUUAUUAUGGCCUCACACUACACUGAUAAAGUGGAUAGUGAGACUGCAUUGAAGAGCAACAAACGGGAUGCAAUUAUUGUUAGAGAAAUUACAAAUGCAUUGAGUGGUUUGAUUCUUGGUUUGGAUGUUGAAAAGGGGGCGAUGCUCCUCCGCGAGAGGGAUUUUACACCUUUUGCAAAAGAAAUUCGUACAGCUAUAGAAGCUUGCCGAAGGUAUAAAAUGAUGAAUCCUGAUUUACUUCGAACCGAUUACGUAAAAUUUCUUUAUAUGGUUCAAGAUGCGGUACAAAAUGAAAAUGUUCGAGAAAUGUUGGGAUUUGUUGUUGGAGAGAGAAUUAUUACAGUAGGUCAAUACUGUCGUUCGUUGGGUUUUGAAGAGGUAUUACAAGAUCGACGUUUACCUCUUUGCAUUACUCCUGUUCCUGUAAUGAAAAACAAAAGUAAAUUGAAUAAGGCGUUGCGUCAAAAGGAUAUUGUAGUUAAUGCUGUAACAAAAGAGUAUGGUGGAAGAUUUGGUAGACAUUCUGAAGAAGUAGAACUUGCCAUUAGAAGCCUUAAUGACGCCAAUCAAUUUGCCAAUGAUAAUGUAGAUAGCACGAAUCAGUUAUUAAAACUAUUAAAGCAUUAUUUUUCCCCUGAUAACUUAAAUGAGUUGACAAAUUUGAGUAUUGAUGAGGGUGAAGAUGGAAGUCGUUUGACACAUGAUCAUAAACGUCAGUUCUAUUUCGUUUUACAGAGUCUUACUUUAUGGAAAAAUAUAUGUCGUCGAAUGUUUUCUCUCUGGACUAUUGCAGAAGAAGAUAUGUUAAAUCCAAAUGAACCAUAUGAGUUUCGUUACACUGGUCAAGGAUACCAACGUGUACAAAAAGCACCAAACCUUUACCGAGCUAUUUGUGAUAUUGUUCAACAAACAAAAGAUGAACUUGGAGAAUGGGUAGGAUCAGAACGUGUACACCUUGGUGAUGAUCAGGUUCCUAAUGCGUUUCAUUUUAUUGAUAAAUAUGUUCAGGUUUCACGUAUUAUUAUUCCUAUUCUUCGUACUAUUACGAAUAUUGAUAAACUGGAACAUAAUUCUGAGCACAAUGCCUACUUGAAAGAAGUAUGGGGUAAUGCAGGUAACGCUAGGUUGGCUAUAUUGCGUGACUUUUUCCGUCAUGGUUUUGAUGGUAGUGGAGGUGAUAAUAUGGAUGAUGCUGGAAGUUGUGUGGACGGUCGAUUGACUAGCGCUUGGAAUUGGUGUAAUAAUAUUCGUUGUAAACCUUUCUAUCCUCUUUUUCUCUUUGCAGGUUUUAACUCAUUUGAUGGAGAAUUUGACUUGUAA
Messenger RNA from Trypanosoma theileri, 1470 nucleotides. RefSeq lists its product as uncharacterized. The coding region runs from base 1 to 1470 and encodes 489 amino acids. The transcript has a single exon. The record is from RefSeq and is a predicted model, not a curated record. Lineage: Eukaryota; Euglenozoa; Kinetoplastea; Trypanosomatida; Trypanosomatidae.